Trichechus manatus latirostris (Florida manatee) is the source of this 3659-nucleotide messenger RNA. It is a transcript of the gene ELL, whose product is annotated as elongation factor for RNA polymerase II. The coding region runs from base 1 to 1794 and encodes 597 amino acids. Gene Ontology annotation, cellular component: transcription elongation factor complex. The record is from RefSeq and is a predicted model, not a curated record. The transcript has 12 exons. Gene Ontology annotation, biological process: transcription elongation by RNA polymerase II; positive regulation of transcription elongation by RNA polymerase II; snRNA transcription by RNA polymerase II. Gene Ontology annotation, molecular function: cis-regulatory region sequence-specific DNA binding. NCBI's taxonomy places the organism in Eukaryota, Metazoa, Chordata, Mammalia, Sirenia, Trichechidae.
AUGGCGGCGCUGAAGGAGUCUCGGAGCUACGGGCUGUCUUGCGGACGGCUGGGCGACGGCAGCCGGGUGUCCGUGUUCCACGUGAAGCUCACCGACAGCGCCCUGAGGGCCUUCGAGAGCUACCGCGCCAGCCAGGACUCUGUCUCACUGAGACCGUCGAUCCGCUUCCAGGGCAGCCAAGGGCACAUCUGUGUCCCUCAGCCCGACUGCCCCUCCGAGGCCCGAACCUUCUCUUUUUACCUCUCCAACAUCGGCCGUGACAGCCCGCAGGGCAGCUUCGACUGUGUGCAGCAGUACCAGUCCAGCCCUGGGGACGUCCACUUGGACUGCCUGGGCAGCAUCCAGGACAAGAUCACAGUGUGCGCCACUGACGACUCCUACCAGAAGGCACGGCAGAGCCUGGCACAGGCCGAGGAGGAGACGCGGAGCCGCAGUGCAAUUGUCAUCAAGCCGGGUGGCCGAUACCUGGGCAAAAAGGUUCAUUUCCGGAAGCCAGCCCCGGGGCCAACAGAUGCUGUGCCCUCCCGGAAGCGGGCCACCCCUGUCAACCCAGCCAGCGCCCUCAAGAAGGGCAGUAGCGGGGGGAGUGGUGGGGGGGUCUCCCAGAGGCCCUUCCGUGACCGGGUGCUGCACCUCCUGGCGCUGAGGCCCUACAGGAAGGCUGAGCUGCUGCUGCGGCUGCAGAGGGAUGGGCUGUCACAGCCAGACAAGGACGCGCUGGACGGCAUUCUCCAGCAGGUGGCCAAUGUGAGUGCCAAGGAUGGCACAUGCACGCUCAAGGAUGGCAUGUACAAGGAUGUGCAGCGGGACUGGCCUGGCUACUCGGAGGGCGACCGGCAGCUGCUCCAGCGUGUGCUUGUCAGGAAGGUGUGCCAGCCACAGGGUGCCGGCGCCGUCCCCAGUGACCCUCCCGCCAGCCCUCCGGGGGAGCAUGGGAAUGCCUCCUCACUGCUGCAGAAGCGGCCGCAGCCCCCUGACUUCAUUGACCCCCUCGCCAGCAAGAAGCCCCGGAUCUCACACUUUGCCCAGCGUGCGCAGCCCGCUGUCAACGGGAAACUGAGCGCACCCCCUGGCCACACCACCCCCUCUCCCCCGCUGCCCGAGCCCCCACGGCCCCACGACCCGCUCACCGAUGUCAGCAACGACCUGAUCCAUAGCGGCCGAGACGCAGAACACCCUGAAGCGGGCGGUCCGGGUCCUGCUAAGUGCCUGCACCCGCCCCCAUCCCCAGACUGCACGCGGCCCAGCUGGCCCCACGGCAAGGCCAAGAAGAAGUCGAAGAAACACCGUGACAGGGAGCGGGUGCCCGGGGACCGGCACCGGAACUCGCAGCCCAACCCAGAGCCUGCGGAGAGCUCGGGCAGCACCCUCGGGGCCCCGCUGGACGCCCCAGGGUUAAACGGCGCCUGCCACAGUGCCAGUGUCCCCACCUCAACCUCAGACACGCCCGACUACUUACUGAAGUACGCAGCCAUCUCCUCCUCGGAGCAGCGGCAGAACUAUAAGAAUGACUUCAACGCAGAAUACACCGAGUACCGUGACCUACACGCCCGCAUCGAGCGUAUCACGCGGCGCUUCACGCAGCUUGACGCCCAGCUCCGGCAGCUCUCCCAAGGCUCUGCGGAGUAUGAGACCACACGAGGGCAGAUUUUGCAGGAGUAUCGAAAAAUCAAAAAGACCAACACCAACUACAGCCAGGAGAAGCAGCGCUGCGAGUACCUGCACAGCAAGCUGGCCCACAUCAAGCGGCUCAUUGCUGAGUAUGACCAGCGGCAGCUGCCUGCUUGGCACUAGCCCGAGGUGCUGGGCGGGAGGCACCGCCCAGGGACCAGUGGCCUUGAGGCCUGCCCCACACACCCAACCCUGCUGGGCGGACCCUUGUGGAUGGUGGGGCCUGGGGGACAAAAGGAGGGAAAGAGGAUUUAUUUAAAUAAAUACAAGGACAUGCGCCUGUCUGAAGCUGCACGCGGACACCGAGGGUCCUGAAGACGGGGCCUUGGGCCGUGCCACCUUGCCUGCUGUGGCCAGAGAUGAGCCAUGCGCCUUUUCUAGUUUUAUACAGACAGCCACUUUUAGCUACUGCGAGGAGACUCGUCUAUUUUUGUACGACAAAAAAAAGCCCUUUUUCUACACCUGUGCCUCCUGCCGCCAGUGGACCCCAGGGCCCGGGGUCCUUUCUGCAGUAUUACCGCCACCAGAGCAAGCACUGUUCUGAGGGCUCCAUGGAUUGGGCGUGGGGGUGAUGCAUUUCUGAGGAACAUGGCCCAGGGUCACCGUUAACAGGGAUACCCCAUCAAGCCCCCGAGCUGGGGUGACCUCUGGCCAGCAGAUACUGCCUCUCCCCACCUGCCCAGGGAUCUCUUGGAGGGGUGGAGAGGCUCUAUUUCAAGAGGCCCAGCUGGCAUGGAGCAGCUGUGGGGCCUGGGGUCAGUGGGGCCCAUUUGUCCCAGGAGGUGCCUGCCCCGUGUCCCCAGGCCAGCCAGCUAUUCCGGGCGCCCAGCUGCCAGCCAACCGGGAUCGUGCAGGACGCUGUACCAGGUGGUGUUUGUGACUUCUCAGCGCCCCCCUUUGCUGCUGCUGCCGCUGCUGCUUGUUUGUUUGUCCUCCCGGGGUUGAGACCCCUCCUCUGAGGCCCCGGGGUCCGCACUCAGGGAGGGGCUGGGAGGCGCGGCUUCGCGGGCCCCACAAUUGCUGCUUUGUUGCUGUGCCUAGUGUGCCCCCAACCCCACAGAGCUGUGCGAUUGCGUGUGCAUGGGGACCUCACCGAGCCACGAGGUGGGGUCCAGGCAGUGUCCAGUGUAAGGCUGCAGAUCAGACAGUGGGGGUGGGGCCUGAUGGGGGUGGGGUCAUGCUGAGGGGGAUGGGGCCUGGGGCGCUGGAAUGUGGCCGCGCCUGGUCCCUGUGCCACGGGGGCGGGGCCGACCAGCUUCCAAAGAGCUGGCUUAGCGGAAGGCGCCAGCAGGGUGUCACCCCCCACAAAGCCCCUUCCUGUGGGACCCCCGGCCCCCGCAGAAACUUUGACCCUUUGUGUUUUAUCAUUUGGAGGGUGGCGGGGUGCAGGGCACGUAGCCCGGGUGAUCGGAGGGGCCCAGCUGCCUGCCUGCUCCUGGGAACCAUCUCCUGGGAAUCUCUGUUGAAUUUGCCUUUUUUGUUGUUAUUGUUAUUUUUUUUCUCCUUUUAAGGAACGGUGAAAAUCAGAAGUUUUGUGCUUUGGGGGUUGGUGGACACAGUCCCAGCCGAUUAAAUAGGGUCUAACUUAUUGAUACUGUUCUAUCUCUUGACUUCGUACUGUGGAGAAAAGCCACUUUGAGCCAUGGAGUUGGUGUUUACAAGAACUUUUCACUUUUGCCAAAAUGUUACAAUUGAGAGGCACCCGCAUCUUCUGUUUUCCUAAUAUUUUCUUAAAACAGCUAGUGUCCUUUUUGUACACUAAACAGGUGAAUGCUGAAUUUUUUCAACCUACAAUAAAUUUCACUGAACUGAACUGUGGCUCUGGCCGCCUGGCCUGUGUUCAUGUCUGGGUCCUCAGGGCUGGCUCCUACGGUGCAUCUGGAGGGCAGCCAUGGCAAUGGUAUGGCCUUGGUGUGGACUGGACAGGGAUGGCAGCUUGGGCAGCCUGCCAGCACUGCCUCCCAGGAGUCAGUCAAUGUGGAGAAUGU